AUGACUCAAGCUAUUGACACCCUGACUGAGAAGCUCGAGGAGCUCUUGAUGGCACGUUAUCCGAAGACAAUAUGCCCCUCGGAGGUGCCGCGUUCCUUUGAAGCCGACGAGCUCAAUGCCAUGGGGGUCCUAUCUUGGAGAGAGCUCAUGCCAACCAUACGUGAGAUCGUCUGGGACAAACGCGAGAAGAAAGAAGUCGAAGUUUUGCAAAAGGGCCAGAUAAUUGAAGGCUAUGUCCAACUCAGAGACGUCACAGACGACUUUCUAUCAGAGCCCGCGCAAUGCAUUCAGAAGAAGAUCAUCAACUUCAAAGAAGAAGCCGACCUUCCCGAAUACGAUGGCCUGUAUGCUUGCGUGCUUGAUGAUGUUUUCACUGCUGAAGAAUGUACUCAAUUGACCCGAGCUGCCGAAUCCACAACAGAUGGAGUGUGGGAACAAGGUACGAUUAACGUUGGAGGAGGGAGACAGCAGAAGGUGACAGAUGUAAGAAAUUGUGGAAGAAUCUUGUGGGACGAUCGAAAUUUGGUUGCGAAGAUCUGGUCUCGUUGUCAAGAUCACCUACCCGAACUUAAGGAGUUGAAAGACCAACCCAGGAUAGCGGCUGGGCCAGCAAGAAGGAAGGAGACUUGGGAGAUGACCAGGCUCAACGAGAGGAUGCGGUUCUUGAGCUAUGUCGAAGGGAACUACUUCAGACCCCACAUGGAUGGCUCCUUCGCCACUGAGGGCAAUGAGGAAAUAUCUUACUACACGCUCCAUCUCUACCUCAACGAGCCCUCUCAAGACUCCCAACUCGAAGGGGGAGCCACAACAUUCCACUCCAUGAACAUGAGGAAGGAUUUCAAUGUCAUGCCCAAAGCGGGUCGUGUCCUCAUAUUCCAGCAACGCAGUCUCAUCCACUCUGGCGCAGAUGUCAUCAGUGGAGUGAAGUUCACCAUGCGUACGGAUCUAAUGUACAAGAAAAAGGCUGAGUAG
Bacidia gigantensis is the source of this 972-nucleotide messenger RNA. RefSeq lists its product as uncharacterized. Gene Ontology annotation, molecular function: procollagen-proline 4-dioxygenase activity; iron ion binding; L-ascorbic acid binding. Gene Ontology annotation, biological process: peptidyl-proline hydroxylation to 4-hydroxy-L-proline. The transcript has 3 exons. Lineage: Eukaryota; Fungi; Ascomycota; Lecanoromycetes; Lecanorales; Ramalinaceae. The record is from RefSeq and is a predicted model, not a curated record. Bases 1 to 972 code for a protein of 323 amino acids. Gene Ontology annotation, cellular component: endoplasmic reticulum.